AUGGGACUAGGACGAGUCUUGGAAAUCAUCAGGUUGCCCACGAAUUCGAGGAGUGUCGUGAGUUUCUGGAUCAAUGAGGAUAUCCGACCAUUGCCACCAAGCCGACGCACGUGGACGCGAUGGGCCUACAUAUCGUUCUGGGCCAUCAAUCAAAUAUGUUUGAGUAACUUCCAGCUGGGAGCGUCGCUGGUUAGCGCUGGCCUUGCGGUAUGGCAAGCCAUCCUUGCCGUCAUCAUUGGCAAGUUUAUCAUCGCUGCAGUAGCCAUUGCAAACGGUUACGUGGGCGCUGAAUGGCAUAUCGGGUUUCCAGUCGUAAGCAGGUACAUUUGGGGUAUGUACGGCAGCUACCUUGCCAUAGUCCAGCGAAUCAUCCUUUCACUUGUCUGGUUCUCAGUGCAAUCAUGGACAGGCGGGCUCUGCGUGCAGAACAUCCUUUGCGCCAUAUUCCCAUCUUAUCAAAACCUGAAGAACCCAUUCCCAGAAUCCGCCAAAAUGGAUGCCAAACAGUUCGUCGGCUGGAUCAUUUUCAACGUGCUCAUGAUCCCCAUCUUAUACGUCCGACCCGAGAAAAUGAAAUGGAUCAUUCUGAUCUUCAACAUAAUUUCAGCCCUCACCCUCCUCUCAAUGGUCAUCUGGGUCAUGAACGAAGCAGGAGGAGGCGGACCUCUACUCUCUCAACCAGCGAAAGCCACAUCAUCCUGGGAUCUCGGCUGGUCGAUCGUGCACGGAGUUACCACUGUGAUCGGAAGCAUCGCAGUGGGCCUAAGCAACCAAAUGGACUACUCCCGUUUCGCCCGACGACCCGGCGACCAAGUCUUCGGGCAAUGGUUUUCCAUCAUCGUCUUAGGCUCCAUAAUGCCAGCUCUUGGCUGUCUCGGCGCCUCAGCUUCUCAAGCUGUCUACGGCGAAGCGAUCUGGAAUCCCCCGAAUCUCGUCCAGAAAUGGCUCGAUACAGACUACAACCCCAAAUCCCGUGCUGCAGCCUUCUUCGCAGGCUUUGGCCUAGUCAUUUGCCAAUUGGCAAUCAACACGAUCGACAAUGCCUUCUCCGCCGGAAUGGACACAGCCGGUCUCUUCCCAUCAUACAUCAACAUCAGGCGAGGAGCUUACAUCGGUCUCGUCCUCAGUAUCGCGAUGUGUCCCUGGGAACUCCUCUCAGCGGCCUCGACAUUCAUUUCAGUGCUUUCAGCAUACUCUGUCUUCCUCGGCCCGAUGGUCGGUAUCAUGACUUGUGAUUACUGGAUUCUGAGGAAACGGAAAGUGAAGUUGAGUGAUUUGUAUAAUCCGCAUAAGGAAGGGGUGUACUAUUACUGGAGAGGGAUUAAUUGGAGAAGUUUCGCGUCGUGGGUCAUUGGAUGGGCGUAUCUCUUGCCGGGAUUCGCGCAUGCUGUCACGCCGAAAGUGAAGGUGCCGGAGGCUUGUACGAAUUUGUACUAUCUGGCGUUUCCGUUGGGAUUCACUGUGAGCUUUACAGUGCACUAUGCGAUUAACAAGUUGUGGCCGCCCAUUGGCCUGGGCGAGAAGGAUGACGAGGACUACUAUGGGACCUUUACUGAGGAGGAAGCUGCGAGAUUGGGUGUUGCUACGCUGUACACCAUUGACGGCGAGGAGAGGCCUGAGGAUGAGAUUGUGAAGUCCAAGGCCUCGAAGGCCAAGCUCAAAGUGUAA
Pseudocercospora fijiensis CIRAD86 is the source of this 1668-nucleotide messenger RNA. RefSeq lists its product as uncharacterized. Bases 1 to 1668 code for a protein of 555 amino acids. Gene Ontology annotation, cellular component: plasma membrane. Gene Ontology annotation, molecular function: nucleobase transmembrane transporter activity. The transcript is spliced from 4 exons. The record is from RefSeq and is a predicted model, not a curated record. NCBI's taxonomy places the organism in Eukaryota, Fungi, Ascomycota, Dothideomycetes, Mycosphaerellales, Mycosphaerellaceae. Gene Ontology annotation, biological process: transmembrane transport; nucleobase transport.